Molecule: messenger RNA, 1549 nt
Organism: Pollicipes pollicipes
Lineage: Eukaryota; Metazoa; Arthropoda; Thecostraca; Pollicipedomorpha; Pollicipedidae
Exons: 5
Coding region: 90-563 (157 amino acids)
Source: RefSeq, a predicted model, not a curated record
UGGAAAGAAGCAUCAGUGAUCAGCCGAAGGUGGUGGCAAACGGUCUCCUCCGAGCUCUAUUGGAUAACCCAUACACCCAGAAAGUCAACAUGAACAAGAGCGUGCUGAUCGCCUUUGUCUGCUGCUGCGUGGCUGCCGUUGCCACAGGCACCCUGCAGAAACGGGAUACGGAGUACGCUCUGAACGAUGACGAAACGUACUACAACAACUACUACAACUACCAGAACCAGCCGGUUCGUCGGCGCAAGUCGCCGUUCGGCUGGCUGCAGAGCAUCGUCAGCCGCGCCUCCGGAGGGUACGACAGCACGGGCUACUCGGGCGGCAGCUCCUACGGCUACCAGCCGCAGGAGCAGGGCGGCGGCAAGUUUGACAUCCUGGGGCCGCUGUUCCUGGUCAGCCUGGGUCUGCUGGCCGCCCUGGCGCUCGGCGCUCUGCUCGCCUUCCUGUUCACCCAGCUCAACAACUCGGGCCGUGGUCUCGACAACGACGACUGGGAGAUCAACCACUCGGUCUGGAUGGACCAGCUGCAGAAGGACUUCGAGGACUCCUGGGCCGAGGAAUAAGCGCGCCCCGAUCCGAGCCUGAUAUCCACCCGCGUGCGCCCGGGAGCCACUGCCCACGUAGGCCGCAUGCGUGCUAAACGCUGCUGUGAUGAUUGUUGAACCGAUGUUGUUGUUGGAUUCUUUGCUGUUGAAUUUGCGACAUGUUGCCUGUUGAUAAAGCCGCUGUUGUGCUAAUGAGCUGUUGUUCGCCUCUUCGCCAGGUUGUUACUGACGUUUGACGUUUCUGGGGUAUGGCAAUAUGAUGUACUGCGCUGUUUAUGUUUUCAUUUAUAGCCUUUUCGUUUUCGAGAACCAUAUUGCGACAUCGUGAUAGGUUCGUUUCAAUUUGAGGCAGGAAGAUGGCAUUUGCUUUCUCGGUUUUGAUCUUAAAUUGCUAGGAACACGCUCUCUCGUUUUGUUCCAACGUUAAAACGCUGCGAAUAUGCAGCCAAACUUCCGUUAAGGUCAGUUCAUUGUCGCACCAAAUAUUUUUAUUUCCUUGUCUUCGUUAUUCGUGCGACAUUUCUCUACCACAUCAUUUCAACGACAAAGUCUAUGCCGCAUGAUUGGUGUGCUGAUGUGAUCUUGCAUACACUUUUCCACAUUCUACAUUUUAUUUUCCCAUAAAUUGAUCUAUUCUUCUGACAUACUGUGAUGCGCUCGACUUAACCUGUCUUGUCUCGCAAACAACUAUCACUUACGUGCACAUUUGCGCAGCUUUUCAUCGUUGUCCAAGCGCGAGGAGUCCAUCAGUCCUGACCCACCCCCGCAUGCCGUUCAUUCUCGAUCGUUUCCAACUGAACUAUUUCCGCUCUCGAAGCUGAAAUCUUAUCGACGUUGUAACGCGCUUGUUCCUCGUGCUGCUCAGUCACUCAGUGCGCGGGUCUGCCCUAUCUGUCGCGCGUCCGCCGCAUCUGUCGCGCUUGGUUCGCAUAUCAAAUACGAGCUUGGUGCUCUACUGACGUUGGCGCAAUAUGAAAGGCGGUUGCUGCUUAACAGCAUCAUCC